Messenger RNA from Lachnellula hyalina, 1518 nucleotides. RefSeq names its product Serine--tRNA ligase, mitochondrial (gene DIA4). Gene Ontology annotation, cellular component: mitochondrion. Lineage: Eukaryota; Fungi; Ascomycota; Leotiomycetes; Helotiales; Lachnaceae. The coding region runs from base 1 to 1518 and encodes 505 amino acids. The transcript has a single exon. The record is from RefSeq and is a predicted model, not a curated record. Gene Ontology annotation, molecular function: ATP binding; tRNA binding; serine-tRNA ligase activity. Gene Ontology annotation, biological process: mitochondrial seryl-tRNA aminoacylation.
AUGUCACCAUCAACACGCACCUUCACCUGCCUUCAAUGCCGACUCAUAACCAUCCGGAAGCCCCCUCGGCGUCUCUUCCACACUUCCCUCCAGCUCCGGAUUGACUCUCCCCGCCCUACGUCCGCCCCCAAACUUUCAAUCGACAUAAAACACAUCCGCCAAAACGCCGCCCUCCACGCACAAAACUGCAUCGACCGCAACUACAAAGUCCAAUCCACGUACCCCGCGCGCAUAAACGAUCUCUUCGAGCAAUGGCACAUCUACCAGCACGAUGCUCGCAGUCUCAGGGAGCGGAACAACCGCGUCAAGCUGCAGAUUGCGAAUCGGACAACGCUGGGUGAUGGGGAUGCCGAGGAGGCGAGGGCUUUGAGGGAUAUGAGUAGAGAACAGCUAUUAGAGGAAGCCAAAAAGCUGAAGGAGAAAAUCUCUGCCAUUCAGGAUAAGGAAGAAGGCAUCACGGAUGAAAUCGAUGCACUUGCUGCCAGUAUCCCGAAUCUCACCUCGGACGAAACCCCUCGCGGCAACGAGCCAAAAUUGCUGGGCUAUAUCAAUGAUCACCCGGAGCCGAAUCCUUCAGCAUCUGAUAGAGUAUGGCGCUCGCAUGUACAUAUUGGGAGUGAGUUGCAGCUUCUGGAUUUCGCUGCCGCGGCCACGACGUCGGGGUGGGGGUAUUACUAUUUACUGAACGAAGCUGCUUUGUUGGAGCAAGCGUUAGUUCAAUACGCAUUGUCAGUAGCAAGAAAAGCAGGCUGGGGUGUUGUAGCACCGCCGAGUACGGUGUACUCGCAUAUAGCCUCAGCCUGUGGAUUUCAACCUCGGGAUCAAAAUGGUGAACAGCAAGUUUACAACAUCCAGCAAAAUGCAAGGGACGUGGGUGUGAAGCCCGAGCUUAGUCUUGCUGGCACGGCGGAGAUCCCGCUCGCCGGCAUGAAGGCGAAUACGACUUUGGAGGAAGACAAGCUGCCCCUGAAGAGAGUGGGUGUUUCGAGGUGUUACAGGGCGGAAGCGGGGGCUAGGGGGGUGGAUACGAAGGGCUUGUAUCGGGUGCAUGAGUUUACGAAGGUUGAGCUUUUUGCGUGGACGAUGCCUUCUGAUGUUGAUUCCUCUACUGUGUUUGAGGGAAUGGUUGAGCUGCAAAAGACGAUUCUGUCCUCACUUGGUUUGCACUGCAGGGUAUUGGAAAUGCCCAGCACGGAUCUAGGUGCUUCAGCAACUCGCAAGAUUGAUAUUGAGGCUUUCUUCCCCAGUAGGAGGGCAAAGGAUGAAGGGUGGGGGGAGGUAACGAGUGUCAGUAUGUGCACCGAUUACCAGAGCAGAAGGCUAGCAACUAGAGUGGAUGUCAGGACCCUUGGAGGGAAAAUUGCGUUCCCAUAUACCGUGAAUGGGACGGCGUUAGCGGUUCCGAGAGUCCUGGCUGCCAUUUUGGAAAAUGGAUGGGAUGAAGAUAAAAAAGAGGUGAAGAUACCCGAGUGCUUGUGGCCAUGGAUGGAUGGUUUGAAGGUCAUUGCUCCAAAAUAG